AUGUUAUCAUUUACAGUCGUCAUCGUUGUUUUAUUUCUAACAAUUUUAUACUACUAUGUGAAAUAUGUCUAUUUCACAUUACGUGGUCCAAUCCCUGGUAUUCCACCACAAUUUCUUUUCGGUAAUCUAUUACAGACAGGUAUUAUUUGGGGAGAUGAAUCUUUGGCUAAUGUAUUGCUCGAGCUCAAAAUAAAAUUUGGUGAUGUCUUUCAAUAUUGGUUCACUUACACACGUGUCAUUAUUGUCAGUUCACUUGAAGAUAUCCAACAUAUAUUUGCCCAUCGGAAUGUGUAUGAUCAAGGAGAUACAUUUAUUGAAAAGUUUAGUAUUGUCAAUCCAAGUGAAGUCGCCGCCUUAAAAGGAGCUAAAUACAAGCGUCACACAAGUGUUUCAUAUCCAUUGUUUCGUGGAAGUAAAAUAUUUAUGCAUUUAGAUACAAUUAUCGAUUGUACAGAUAAAUUAUUAGAUCGAUGGCGUCAAAUCAAUGAUUCAACUAAAAUUUAUUUGAAUAUGAAUGAACAAACACAACAACUUUUACUUGCUAUUUUUGGUUUUAUUGCAUUUGACUAUGAUUUACAAAUACUUGAUAAUGAAUGUGAAGAAGGACAAAAAGAACUUGUCUCUUCAAUGGAAAUAUUUUUUAAUACAACAGUUAGAAUUGUAGAAAUGCCAACGAUCAUCGGUCGUAUCUAUUUAUUUUUAAAUUUUAAAUAUCGACGAGCACGUUUAAUUAUUAAUCGAUAUAUACAACGAAUAAUUGAUCAAGAAUUGAAAGAAACAGUUGCAAUGAGAGCAGAACGUAAAAGAACAAGUUUAAUUGCAUCAUUAAUUUCUUCAUUACAACACGACGAAAAUAUCGAAGCAAAAAAACGGGAAGAAGACAAACGAGGUCUUUCACGACAAGAAAUAACCGGUUUGAUACUUUCAUUGCUUACGGGUGGCUAUACAACAAUAUCGACGGUACUUUCUUGGUUCAUUCAUCUGAUGAGUAAAUAUCCUGAAGUACAAGCGAAAAUCAAGAAAGAAUUAGCUGAAUACAAUCAUCGACGUCUUUCAAUUGAACACAUGGAAUCACUCGUGUAUUUAGAUUGUGUUCUUCAUGAAAUUCUUCGCUUUGUACCAACAUCGAUCGGUUCUAUUCGAACACUUAUUGUCGAUGAUCAAUUACCAAAGACUGGAGUUCAAUUAAAAAAAGGUGAACAAAUAUUUAUUUCAUUCUAUAAUCUAGGGCGAGAUGCACGCUAUUGGUCGAAUCCUGAUCAAUUUUAUCCAGAACGAUUUCUGAAUCAAUCCGAAGAAAUCGGUAAUAAUAAUAAAGGAGCAUUAAUUCCAUUCGGUGGUGGUCAUCGUCAAUGUGCAGGUCAAGAUUUGGCUCGAUUUGAAUUGAAAGUUAUUUGUGCACGACUUAUGCAAUAUGUCACAUUUGUCGAUGGUGGACCUGAAGUCAAUUCGGGAGGAUAUCAACAGAGAGAUACUGUCCAACCGAAACAUAUUGGUGUUGCAAUUAAAUUCGACUAA
Molecule: messenger RNA, 1518 nt
Organism: Rotaria sordida
Lineage: Eukaryota; Metazoa; Rotifera; Eurotatoria; Philodinida; Philodinidae
Source: the annotation of a GenBank genome assembly